AUGUCCGAGGGCCUCACGCGUCGCCGUGGCGCCGGGGCCUCGUCCGCCGCGCCUUCAACAGCAGGCGAUUCGGCGCCGCCAUCGCGUCCCAAGUCGCAACAGACGACCGGCUCGUCCGUCGAGGGCGGCAGAGGCAAGAUUGCAUACGACCCGCGCGACCUCAACGACGAGGACGAGACCAAGGAAGCGCCUCGUCUCACCCUGAUGGAGGAAGUGCUUCUCCUUGGACUCAAGAACAAGGAGGGCUACCUCUCUUUCUGGAACGACAACAUCUCGUACGCACUGCGCGGGUGCAUUCUUAUCGAGCUCGCGCUGCGCCGGCGGAUAGCCAUGGUGCGCGACCCGUCGCGGCGUCGCCUUGCCUUAGCCGACCGCCUUAUCGAGGUGAUCGAUGAGCGCCAGACAGGAGAGACUAUCCUCGACGAAGCGCUCAAGAUGAUCAAGUCGAGCGAAAAGUAUGGCGCAGGCGCAUGGGUGGACCUGAUGAGCGGCGAGACGUGGAACGUCAUGAAGAUCGGAUACCAGCUGAAGCAGGUGCGCGAGCGUCUGGCCAAGGGGCUGGUUGACAAGGGCAUCUUGCGAACUGAGAAGCGCAACUUUUUGUUGUUUGACAUGGCGACCCACCCUAUCGCUGACAUGAAUGCCAAGGAGGACGUUGUGCGCCGGUGUCUUGCCCUUCUGACUGCACGCACUACCGCGGUCCCGCCCCAGGCUCUGCAGAAGGAGAAUGUCAAGUACCGCUACAUGCGCGCCGUGUCGUUGGUCUGCGCUGCGUACGCGUCGAGUGUGCUCGAGAACGCCCUGCAGCGCCUGUCGUAUGACGCGCGCGAGGCGGCCUUUGUGCGGUGCGACGAGAUCCUCGCAGAGUUCUCGACAUGGCCCUUUGGGAUCGGCACGUCUUCUGAAGCCGGACCAGUGCAGGUCGGCAGCGGCAGUGCGCGCCGCCGUGCGGGUGGUAGCGGGAUCGGCCGCGAGAGUGUCCAGGAGCUGGUCCGCGAAGUCCGGAAAGAGAUGGCCGAGAGUGCUGGUGGGGCGGGUUCUGGCGGUGCCGCCGAGGACCAGGAGGAGCUGUGCUUUGAGGUCGUUGCGACUGUCCUCGAGAUCUUUGGGCGGAUGGACAGCCUGCUCUAA
Molecule: messenger RNA, 1131 nt
Organism: Cutaneotrichosporon cavernicola
Lineage: Eukaryota; Fungi; Basidiomycota; Tremellomycetes; Trichosporonales; Trichosporonaceae
Exons: 5
Coding region: 1-1131 (376 amino acids)
Biological process (GO): Golgi vesicle budding; Golgi to plasma membrane protein transport; Golgi organization
Cellular component (GO): trans-Golgi network; cytosol; Golgi cisterna
Molecular function (GO): phosphatidylinositol-4-phosphate binding
Source: RefSeq, a predicted model, not a curated record